UGCGUAGGGCAGCGACCGUCAGUCGGCCUCGAUGACGGAAUGUGUGAAAUUUUUAAGAUGGUGAUGAACUCUGUUUUUCGUGUAAUAUCCAAAAAGACUCUUGCUGGUGCUUUAUAAUUUUGCAGAAACAUUCAAAAUGUGUCAAGUUUUGUAAUUACGCAUUCACGAUUAUUUUUCCGUUGGUGUAACGAACCGAAUGUGUCGAACGUGUUAGUGCAACCACUGACAUUGUUUCGCUAGAUUGUGGUGUCCAUCGAGAUUGUUAUGUUCAAGCUUGUAUUGUGUGCUUUGCUGACACCCUGGUAUAGAGAGUUCUGAUGAAUUCUAAGUCAUGGAGAGACAGGAACGACCCCACGCCAACAUGGAGCCUGCAGACUUCGCGGACACGAAACAGUCAAAGCAGCGAGCGUCGAUCAAAUGGCUGUUAUCGAAGGCCUUCAACAACAGAGUCCCCGAGAAUCUUGUGGAACCGUUCUACAGGGAUCAUGAGGAUCAGGAGCAUCUGAAGCCACCAAUCGUAGGGGGGCUCGCGAACGCGGAGCUGUACUGCCUCGCGCUCGCGAACAUGUACUCCGACCCGAACUACCACAGUCUGAACCACUGGAACAUCCUGCAGACCCUGGCCAGGAAGGGCGUGCACGUGCCCGACCCGCCCGACUGUGCGCUUACCGAGACCGUCCUCAUACAGACCAACCCGCUGCGAAUGAGCGCACACAUGGCGGUGGUGGAAGCUCUAAUGGUGCUAUACGCGCGGGAGGUGGUGACACCGGACCGCGUGUCGGCGGCGGCGCAGCGGUUCGGCACAUCCCAGCCGCCGCACGCCGGGCCCUCCGUGCCGCAUGAAGACGGCAUACUGUGCUGGAUAAACGCGGCUUGUGCAGCGCUUAACAAGGCCGAGGAGGACUCGUCCCAGCACGUGCCGAUGGUGAGCAGCCUGCAGGACCUGUGCGACGGUACGGCCCUGGCGGCACUCAUCUCGUUCUACUGCCCCGACGCGUUGCCGCGCGCCGCCGUGCGAGUGGGCCGCAUGGCCUCCAUCCAGGACUGCCUACACAACCUCAUGCUCGUGCACGACUUCUGCCAGCACUGCCUUCCGCACAACGUGUUCCACAUGCUGCCCGAGGACGUCACCUACAUGCGAGGGUCAAUGCGACAGAACCUUGUGGCGAUGCUAGCGGAUCUCUUCAACAUGCUAGAAGUUCAUCCAGUGAAGUCCGUCAAACACCCAGGCACCGCGUGCUCGCGCAGCAACGUGCACGGCGUGCGCCACACGCGCGGUCUGCCGCCGCCGCCGCCCACGCCGAUUCCGGACCUGCGAGCCGGCGAGCCCGCCUCUCCCACGCCGCACCACGCCAAGGCGUUCGCAGUGCCUCGGUCGCCGUCAGCCCGCGGCGUGGCGUACGGGCGGUCGGCGUGCUCGACGCCGGAGCGCCGCAGCUGCAGCCCGCAGCGCGAGGAGUUCGUGGUGCACCGCGGCCGCCAGGUCACCACUUUGGCCACUAUCGCGCGCCAGCACGACGACACAGCGUCCGUGACGUCAGAGCCGUCGGCAGCGGCGGCCGUAGCGGCGGGGCGGCCUUCGUGCCGCGAGAAUUCCGGUUCGUUCGCGGGCCGGCGCUCGCGUCGCGGCUCGGUGUCAGACGACUCGCAGCUCACCGUGGAAAACUUCGGCGGCUCGCAGGACCGCUUACACUUCGCUGGACGCAACCCCGAGAAGGAGUUAGCAACUGUUGCUAACGUGCGGAAGAUCUCCGCGCCAGCUGGCCCGCUAGACUACAACCCGCCUCUGCGCUCGUCGCGGCAAGACAUCCGCGGCUCCAUACAAUUCUUCCACGGGGAUUUCCAGAACGGGUCCCAAGAAGAAAAGCCCAAGAUGGAGCGGCAGCAGUCCCAGCCGCAAACAGACAGCGAACAGCCCUACUUUCCUAUCAGAAGACAGCUCAGUAGUGACACCAUAAGCUUGAACCAGCUAGGGUUCAGCUAUAAGGGCGGCGGCGAUGGUUUCUUCCUCAACGACCGAGACGCGACCGACGGCGACGGAACCAAAACGAGCUUCGCCGACCUCAAUAGGAUUAGGAGUAAUGGCGAUCAAGGCGUGCAAUCUCCUUUCGGCAAGGACGGCGGCGGCGGCGGCGGCGAGCGGCGGAAGACGUCGUUCUCCACGCCGCCGCCUAACACCACCACGUGGCAGCAGCAGUUCCUGCAGCAGGAGAAUCAGCCAAACGGCGACGAGCUAUCAGACGAUGGACAAGCAGGUGGCGGCGGCGCGAUGGCAGCCCAGCUCAACAACAUUCGCCUGAAGUUAGAAGAGAAGCGACGCCGCAUCGAGCACGAGAAACGCCGCAUGGAGCUCGACGUCAGCCGUCAGAGGCAGCAGUUAGGCCAGCAGGCCUUCCUGCAGGCCGUCACGAGGGGCAAGGGCGCGCGCUCGCCGCCGCACGACGCGCCGCAGCCGGAGCCCCGCGCCGCCCAGGAGGAUGCGCCGAAUCAAACCGUGGACACUGUCGCUUUGGAGCAGUACCAACAAUCUAUAGCCAAAAUGAACACCAGCUUGCAAGACAUCCAGAGCGACAUCGCGCGGCUGGCCAGCCAGCAGAGCCAGAUACAGCAGCAGCAGCACCAGGCCCAGCAGCUAUUUCAGCCGCCCGCGUCGCAGCCUCCGCCCUCGCCUUACCAGUACCAGCAUCAGCAUCAGCAGCAACAUCAGAAUCUGCAGCAUCAGAUGCAGCACCCGCACCAACUCCCGCCACAGCAACCAAACAUUCCACAAUUGCACAGCCAAUUCAGCUCACAGCACAACGUGUCGCGGCCCGCGCUCGCCGCCGGCUUCGGCUCCACGCCGCAUCUGCCGCGAGACUUGUACCAGGGCCCGUACUACGAGCCGCACUUGUACCAGUAUCGCGACAUGGAGCCCGAGCACGGCCGCUUCUACCUGCACGACGCCGCGCCGCAGCGCAAGACAUGGGCGCAGCACGCGCAGCAACAGCACCAGCAGCAGCAGCAGCAGCAGCAGCAAGAAGCGCAGGAGCGCGGCUGGCAGCUCCACCAACAAAAUCACCAGUACCAGCAGCCGGCGGCGGAGCCUCCGCAGCGGUCGUGGAAGUCCCCCUCCCCGCAGCCGCCCGAGCGGAACUGGACCCCGCAGGGCUUCGUGCUGCACGACCGCGCCAGCCAGCCCUUCCAGGUCCACUACAGCACCGACCGCUACCAGAACGGCACCGAGAACGCGCGGGAUCCCCAAAACCAUUUAAGCUACACUGUGAUAAACCCCAACCAGUACGUCUCCCAGUCGCCUCCGCUCGCGGCGAGUCCGCAGCGCCGGGCUAAGACGCCGCAGCGCCAGGGCUCGCUGCCCGAGCGUCGACCAGACGCCGUCAGCCUGCAGCAGUUGCAAGCACCAGCCCCGCCGCCUGACGAUAUGGAACCUCAGAAUAUUUCCUUCAUCGGCAACGCUGAAGACGACGCGCUGCGACAGGGCAUCAACCGCCUCAACAUUUCCUCGGGCACGCGCACCUAUCGCAUCCCGUCGCCCACGCGGCCCUCGCUCGGCCGGUCCUCCUUCCAGCAGCCCGACGACGACGCCAACGAGAAGGGCUUCUACAUCUCCUUCGACACCGACCAGCCGAAGCGGCCGAAGCCGCCGUUGCGCGCCAAGCGCAUGUCGCCCAAGAAGGAGAAGUCGGAGCUGAGUCCCGACCGGAGCCCUGAGAACACGUGGAACGAGCGAGUCGACCGGGUGGACCGUGUGGACCGGGUGGCUAGCCAGGAAGAAGAGUUUGUCGUGCACCGGGCGAAUGUGGAACCGUUGCGAGCCGCGCCCGAACGCAGGGACGCGCCCGAACCCGCCGCUCUAGUCAUUGGCGAGCUCAAUCCUGACCCGACGUCAGCAGAAGAAAUGGAGCGCAAAAAAGAGCGCAUUAUGCUGCUGUCUCUCCAGCGAAGGCAGCGCGCAGACGAGGCGCGGGCGCGGGCAGAAGCGGCGGCGGCGGCGCGGCGCGCGCGGGACGAGGCGGCCGCCGAGCUCAAGCUGUCCCGCAAGGAGGAGCAAGCACGCCGUCGCGAGCUCAUCCUCCGCCAGUACAAGCUCAAGAAGGCCAUCGAGGAGGCCGAGAGGGAGGGCAAAGUCUUAGACAAGACGGAGUUCCUCGAGGCCCUCAACAGCGGCGGGAAUCCCGGGACCGACCGGGACCGGGAUAGAGGGGGAGGGGGCAACACUAACACUCGAUUACGAACCAAAGCGGGCGCCGCUCGCGCCCGGCCUAAGACGAUACACGUUGACAGCGGCGCGCUGCAUCAGGCAGAAGGGCUGAGGGCUAAACAGCCUUCCAAUACCAACCUCACAGCCGGCGGCACCAUGCGGCGCGACUACUACCGCGGCUCGCAGGACUCGCUGGCCGAGCGCGCCGGGCUCUACCGCGUGACGCCAGCGGAGUCACCCGUAGAGGAGCGCGGGGGCGCGUCCCCCGGUAGCGCGUCAAGCGCCCCCCUCGGACGACGCGGCUCGUGCAAAACGUCCCGCGAGCGCGUCAAUGAGGAACCUCAGUCGUCCCGUGGAAGGUCUAAAUAUUCCACUUACCAGAGUAACUUUAAGGCGGGAAGGAAGUCUAGCUCUCUUAUGAACUUGUGCGACAGCGGGCUGGGCCGCGCGACGCCGCCGCGGCGCGCCGCGUCGCCGGGGCUCCGCGCGCUUGGCUCGCCGGCGUCGGGCCCGGGCUCGCUGCCCGGAGCCAUCGGCAAGCGACGCGCGCACCACGACGACUCCUCCGACGUGUCUUCGACGCACUCCUCCAUCAUGGACUACUCCGGGCCGCGGUUAUACAAGCAGCCCACGACGAAGUCGAAUCGCGGCAUCAUGCUGAACGCGGUGGAGUAUUGCGUGUUCCCGGGCGCGGUCAACGCGGAGGCCAAGCGGCGGGUGCUCGAAGAGAUCGCGCGCUCAGAGAGCAAGCACUUCUUGGUUCUGUUCCGGGACGCAGGAUGCCAGUUCCGCGCGCUGUACUCGUACUGUCCCGACACGGACCACGUGGCCAAGCUGUACGGGACGGGGCCCAAGAACGUCAACGAUAGGAUGUUCGAUAAGUUUUUCAAGUACAACUCGGGCAGCAAGUGCUUCUCGCAGGUGCACACGAAGCACCUGACGGUGACCAUCGACGCCUUCACGAUACACAACUCGCUGUGGCAGGGCAAGAAGGUGCAGCUGCCCAGCAAGAAGGACAUGGCGCUAGUCAUCUAGGCUCUAGUCGGUAGUAGCGCCGAGUCCCUAAGUUAGAGUCGGUUAGUGCAUUUCCUCGCGGAGCUGUGUUAAGUUAAUUUCGCUUGAGUGAGUGAUGUCGCCCGACCCGGUCGGCGCCUGUGUCAUAUUGUACAGUUAGGACGAUAGGAGGUCGUGAGCUCGAAUCGAGUUAGGUUUAUUUGCAUUAGCUUCGAUCGGUUCGCAUUACAUUUUUGAAAGUUUAUCAUGUUGAAUUUGUGGCCGCUGUGUUGUGUUAUUUAUUUCCUGUGUCUAGCUCUGCGGCGGUUCCCACCUGCGAACUUGACGGCACUGAGCGCUCGGAUGUUGACACUUUAGAGAAAACAAAUGAAUUCAAUGUUAAAGUUUAAAUAAAUGAUAGUAAUGCAAUUUAUGUUAAAAUGUAUAAGACUGAAACUUAAUUUUCAUUAAAUAAAUCCAAUAUUUCCAAGAAUAAGCUGAUUAGUUUGUUUGACGUUUCGUUUGGCGCGCGGGUGGGGCCGCGGCGUCGUCGCUUGGCGUGUAUGUUGAUGCUGCGUUAGUCCGGCAUUCGAAUGUGUUACUCAGUGUAUAAACGCAAUGUUUGCCAUAUGUAUUAGUGAGAUGGUCGAUACGUUCCAAAUUGAUUAAAUUGUCUCAAAUGUACCAGCCGAACUGUCGGAUCUCUGGUCGUAUUAGAUACCUUUAAACUUUAAGUAAACUGUCCUCACGUCAAAUCAAAUAACAUGUUCACAAACUAAUAUCGCUUAUUUGUUAUAAAUAUUAACUCGUUAGUGAUUAUUUCAAUUGACUGGAGUAAGAUUAAGGUGAUUACGUAUUCGUUUAACUGACCCUCAUUUAACGUUAUUUCUAUUUCCAUUUUUUUACUGCUUGUAUAGCUAAAAUAAGACGAGGCACAUUUUACGUGGUAAUUGUACUGCCUUAUCCUGUAAAUAAUUGUUUUUGUAUACAGCUAUUUAUUAAA
This is a messenger RNA of Ostrinia furnacalis (Asian corn borer), 6194 nucleotides long. RefSeq names its product calmodulin-regulated spectrin-associated protein patronin (gene Patronin). Gene Ontology annotation, cellular component: microtubule minus-end. The transcript has 26 exons. NCBI's taxonomy places the organism in Eukaryota, Metazoa, Arthropoda, Insecta, Lepidoptera, Crambidae. Gene Ontology annotation, molecular function: calmodulin binding; microtubule minus-end binding; spectrin binding. The record is from RefSeq and is a predicted model, not a curated record. Gene Ontology annotation, biological process: cytoplasmic microtubule organization; neuron projection development; negative regulation of microtubule depolymerization. The coding region runs from base 332 to 5233 and encodes 1633 amino acids.